AUGAAGCCUAGCAGAUGCUUAAAGAAGCUUCUGAAGAUAGAUAUUUCUCCUGACUCCUCUUAUUCCGAGAUCGAGAUAGGGCUGUAUAACUUGAAAAGGAUUGUAAAGUCUACUUCACAGAAGGAGGUAGUAAGAGGGGGCGUUCGGAAGAUGGCCCUACUAUUCCACUCAAAAAACUGGAUUGCAAGAUCCUUGGCCUUGAAGUAUUUCUCAAAGAUCAAUAAGUAUGUGGACGAGGUAGACACAAACAUUCUUCACAUGUUCUAUUCCACAGAUCCAAGGAUCAAUGAUCUAGCUGUAAAGUAUGUGGACAUAUUCUCGAGGUUUUUUAAGGACAACGACACUGUGUUUUACCACGUUUAUAGAUCGAGAAGUAAGUACCGCCGGGGUGCCAUGAAAUCACUGAUCUCUCAAUCUCCAAGAUACAGGCCCUAUGAAAAGGAUUGUGAAGGUGAAGAUGAUGAUUUGGACUUGUUUAAAAAUAUUAGAAGAAAUACGGCUGAGGAAUACUUUGGAAGACUAGCCUUGCCUAAACUUGUAAGGUUAUCUUCUACAUAUCCUUGUCUUAUAAAGUAUUUCAAGUUUACUGAGAAGUUUCUUAUGGAAGAAGUAAGAAAGGCAGAUAGAUAUCCUCCAGAUAUGCUGCGGCGCCUUGAAAUGAUUCUAGGGAUUGAGAAGGAAGGGAGAACGAUGUGGGACGAGUUCAUGAAGUGCUCCAGAUGGAUGGAACAUGGAAAGUUUGAUAGAUCUGUUAGGGUGCUAAAGAGACUUCAGAAUCUUGAUAUAAGCAAGGAGUAUAAAAUAAUUUUCGGUAUAUUUGCUCGGAAGAUGAUGUUUUGCUUAGGUUUGGGAAAUGAAAUGAGUGUGGAGAGCCUCCGUCCUGUGAUUUCAGGCCAUUUUGAAGCUGAGCUAAGUGGUAUUUCCCAGAACGGAGUUUACAGAGUGCUUAGAAGGCUUUUCAAGAAUGGGAUGAAACGGAUGGAUACCGGUGACAGGAAGACCAAAAACGAUUGA
Molecule: messenger RNA, 1014 nt
Organism: Encephalitozoon romaleae SJ-2008
Lineage: Eukaryota; Fungi; Microsporidia; Unikaryonidae
Exons: 1
Coding region: 1-1014 (337 amino acids)
Source: RefSeq, a predicted model, not a curated record